Messenger RNA from Malassezia japonica, 717 nucleotides. RefSeq lists its product as uncharacterized. The coding region runs from base 1 to 717 and encodes 238 amino acids. The record is from RefSeq and is a predicted model, not a curated record. NCBI's taxonomy places the organism in Eukaryota, Fungi, Basidiomycota, Malasseziomycetes, Malasseziales, Malasseziaceae. The transcript is spliced from 3 exons.
AUGUACGAAUCGUCGGGCCGUGGCGGUACGCGCGGAGGCCAGGCGGACUUUUCGUGGGAUGUCGUGCGUGAGGACAAGCACCGCGAAAACUAUCUAGGCAACUCGGUCGCCGCGCCGAAAGGGCGGUGGCAGCAGGGCCGCGAUAUCCAGUGGUACAACCGCGAUGCGAGCGUAAAAGACAAGGAGGCCGCUGCCGAGAAGCGCCGCAAGGAGCUGCUCGAGGUGAAGCAGGCCGAGCAGGACGCUAUGAACGAGGUUCUCGGCGGCGCACUGAGCGGCGCACCGAGUGUCGGCUCGGCCCUCGCCGAAGGUUCGCACGACGCGCCGGCGCGUACUGGCGCCAACGCCGCACCGAUCGACCCCUCCAAGCGACGAUACCCCCCGCCUGACGCAGAGUCGCGUGAGGAACGCAAAGCGCGGCACGAAGAGCGCCGCGCACGGCAUGAAGAGCGGCGUGCGCGGCACGAGGAGCGGCGUGCGCGGCAUGGGCGGCACGAGCGACGCGAGCAUUACGGUGAGCGCCGCGACGACCGCUACCGCGACGACCGCUAUCGCGACGAGAGGCACCGUGAGGACCGUGACCGUGACCGUGACCGCGGCCACCGUGACCACCGCGACCGCCGCGACCGCGAUCACCGCUACGAGCGCCGCCCGCCCUCGCCGGGCGUUCGCCCGUCCGAGCCUACGCGUGAACGUUCCCCCCCCGUACUCGAGUAA